AUGUGUGCUGUGCUUCGUGCUAGAAGAUGGUUUGGUACUUUAUUUGAGCCAACUUCUGAUCAGUUGGCUGCUAUAGCUUUACAGCCUGUUGUGUAUGGUUUAAUUGGUCAGCACAUUGGCCAACGAAGUUGUCGUAUUCAUACUCAUGUCUUACUUGCUUAUGCUAAUCCAAGAGUUAGACCCACCUUUAUCCCAGGAAUGCAUUGGGAUCCAGCUCCAGGAGAUUAUACUUCUAUUCGAUCAUAUUGCGAUAAGGAUGAUGAUAUUUAUGAAUGGGGAGCCACCCCAUCAGGUCGCAAGGGCUUACAAGAUGCUUGGAACCAUUUUGUUGAUACCAUAAAGGCUGGUGAAGUUGAUAAAGAUUCUCAGUUCCUAAAAAAUUACGAAGGCGAGCUGGCUCAUAAAAAUAUAUGGCUAGUUGGUCCCACUGGGUGUGGAAAGUCUCGUAUGGCUCAUGAGGCUUUCCCUCCUGAAGAAAAAUGUGUAUUGAUAGAAGAUGCUGACCCAACAAUGUGUAAAUUUAUUGCACACUACUUUAAAAUUUGGUGCGAUCGUUACCCCUUCAUUGCUGAGAAGAAGGGAGGAGCUAUAGCUGUUAAUGCUAGUGACUAUAAUUUAGUAGUCACUAGUCAAUACACCAUUGAUGAAUGCUUCCCAGAAGAGCGGGAUGCAGAAGCUAUUCGAAGACGCUUUGAUGUCUUCGAAUUUAAAGAAGAAGAUUCUCUCUCCUUCACUUGGAAGAGUGUGACUCUUGACUAG
Entamoeba histolytica HM-1:IMSS is the source of this 759-nucleotide messenger RNA. RefSeq lists its product as uncharacterized. The transcript has 3 exons. The record is from RefSeq and is a predicted model, not a curated record. Bases 1 to 759 code for a protein of 252 amino acids. NCBI's taxonomy places the organism in Eukaryota, Evosea, Mastigamoebida, Endamoebidae.